Molecule: messenger RNA, 768 nt
Organism: Truncatella angustata
Lineage: Eukaryota; Fungi; Ascomycota; Sordariomycetes; Amphisphaeriales; Sporocadaceae
Exons: 4
Coding region: 1-768 (255 amino acids)
Source: RefSeq, a predicted model, not a curated record
AUGGGUCAUUGGUUCGAAGGCCCUUUCCCGUUGGUUCCUACGCCAUUCGCUGCUCUUCCAGCAGGGGAGAAGCAAGAUGUCUGCAAUGAGACCGCAACAGAAAUGGCAUUGGCCCACAACGUCCUCAUCAGGGGCUUGAAUUCAAUUUACCAUCAGGCACAAUAUGUCAGAGCUGAGGACCAGCGAGACUUCGUUGGCUACGCUAAGAACUUUGUGACCGUCUUGACGGUCCACCACGACUGUGAAGAGGAGUCGUUUUUCUUAGCAGUCGAAAAGAUGACGGGCGAGGUUGGAGUCAUGGAGCGAAACGCGGAACAACACCAGGUGUUUCAUGGUGGCUUAGAUAGCCUGCAAAACUACCUCACGCUGGUGGCAAAUGGUGCAGAGGUGUACGAUGGCGACAUCAUUGUAAGGAUUAUUGACGGGUUCGGCACGCCUUUGUCAGAGCACCUCAGUGAGGAGGUACAGUCCCUCGUAGAACUCAAAAGGUUUGGUCCUGAGAGGAUGAAAGGUCUUGCAAAUGCAUUGAAAGCCGAAGGGCAGGCCAACUUGAAAAAGAUUGGCUUGCUAGGAGGCGUGGUCUAUGCAUUUCUCGGACACGAUGCGACGUGGGAGAAUGGUCUGUGGGCCGACUUUCCUCCUACGCCACCAGGAUUGAAGCCAUUGGUGAUGAAAGGGCUCUAUUAUUGGCACUCUGCAUGGUGGAAGUUCUCGCCAUGCGACCAGAACUUUAUGCCCAGAUCUAAGCCAUAUGCAAGUCCAGAAUAG